AUGGCGCUCCAAAAUAAUGAGCCCGCGCCAUUCGCGCCUCAAUCCUCCUUGUCCUUUACACAAGGGUUUCUUCUUGGCCAGCUCUCAGUCGUACUUUUGAUCGGCGCCUUCAUCAAGUUUUUCAUUUUUGGCGAAGCACCACCCCCUCCGUCCCGGGGCAUGUCAAACCGCACAACGCACCGCCGCUACAGCUCGGUCUACAACCCCCCUCAAGAUAGCCAAAAGUCAUUACGAGAAAAACCGUCCACGUCGAAUGUUCUGCGUCCCGUACCUUCUACCUCUACAAACACCCGCUCCAUCCUCCGCAAAACCUACUACAGUGCCAUUCCUACCAACCCUACGAGCAAACAUGGCCGACACCGCAUGCAUCAUUCGUCGCAUCAGCCCGAGUCGCUGGACUGGUUCAAUGUGCUCAUUGCGCAGACAAUUGCUCAGUAUAGGGAGACAGCGUACUCCCUCAAGGACUCGCCCACUUCGUCAAUCCUCAGUUCCCUAACGGCGGCGAUGAACAACCCGGAGAAGAAACCAUCCUUCAUAGACAAGAUAAAUGUCACCGAUAUCUCACUAGGCGAAGAGUUUCCUAUUUUCAGCAACUGCCGCAUCAUUGCCGUUGACGACCCCAUGUCAGACGGUGGACGGCUACAGGCCCUACUGGAUGUCGACCUCAGCGACGACAACCUUUCCAUCGCCGUUGAAACAUCCAUGAUUCUAAACUACCCCAAACCACGCUCUGCCAUCAUACCAGUAGCGCUAUCAGUUUCGGUUGUGAGAUUUUCAGGAACACUCUGUAUAUCCUUGAUCCCAGCGUCAACCGAACCACCAGAGCCACUUCAAACGCCUGACGGAUCACCAGCGCCCCCCACGUCAGACCCAAGGGACAAAACAGGGAAUCGACCCUCUGGUCCCGGACAGCACACAACCUCACAAGACCACCUCCCACCAAAAAGCAGCCCGAAAAGCAACGUCGCAUUCUCUUUCCUCCCAGAUUACCGCCUAGACCUCUCCGUGCGCUCACUCAUCGGAUCCCGCAGCCGACUGCAGGAUGUGCCGAAGAUAGCCCAGCUCGUCGAAGCGCGAGUCCACGCGUGGUUUGAGGAGCGCGUUGUCGAGCCCCGAGUGCAAGUCGUUGGACUUCCAGACCUGUGGCCGCGCAUGGGCAGGACAGGUGUCCGGCCCGGCGAGGACUCGGAUGCUGGGUCAACGGCACCACCGCGCAGCGCGGGUUCUACUGAAGCAUCAGGGCCGCCCCGGUUCUCUGACGAUCAUGGUCGGGAGCCCGAGGGGCUGCGGUUCCGUGGCGGCCUGGAUACACGGUUAGGCUCGCGCACGAAUAAUUUCAAUGUUGAUAUGGGUGGCUUGCGCAGCUCGAGUAUGACGAGGCAACAGAGUGGUGGUGCUACGAGUGACCAUUUUGAUAUGCCUGGUGCCAUGCCAGCGGGUACGCCAGUGGGGACGCCUGGCAUCCCAGACAAUUGA
Penicillium hordei is the source of this 1476-nucleotide messenger RNA. It is a transcript of the gene mmm1, whose product is annotated as ERMES complex subunit MMM1. The transcript has 3 exons. Gene Ontology annotation, cellular component: endoplasmic reticulum; ERMES complex. Bases 1 to 1476 code for a protein of 491 amino acids. Gene Ontology annotation, molecular function: lipid binding. Gene Ontology annotation, biological process: phospholipid transport; mitochondrion organization. The record is from RefSeq and is a predicted model, not a curated record. NCBI's taxonomy places the organism in Eukaryota, Fungi, Ascomycota, Eurotiomycetes, Eurotiales, Aspergillaceae.